AUGGUAGCAACGAAUGAUAAACAAUAUGGUUUAGAUGAAAUGUCAUUCACUGUACAAUCACCAAUUAUGAUUCAACCUACACCACCAAGAUUUCUUAAUUAUGGUAAUACAUCUCAUUUCUCAGUUAUUUUACAAAAUCAAACUGAUUUAUCAUUACUACUACACGCUGCAGUUGGUUAUUCAGUUGUACUACAACCAAAUAAACGAAUUGCUCUCACAUAUUCGGUAUCAACAAUUCAUUCUGGUACAACUCGAUUUCAGUUCAUAAUCAGUACUGUCAAAAAUGACGCAUGUGCACCAUUUGGCGAUGCAAUUGAGCCAAGUUUACCUGUAUUCACACGAGCAACAUCUGAAGCAUUUGCAACAUGUGGUGAUAUAUAUGAAGAAGUAGUUUUACAACCGAUAAAGACACCAGAAAAUGUUAUACUACAAUUUGGUGAAUUAUCAAUAACAAUAAGUUCAACAGCAUUAGCAUCAUUAACAGAUGCAAUUAUUUCACUCUAUACAUAUCCAUAUGAAUGUACAGAACAAAUAAGUUCAAGACUGUUAGGUAUACAAGCACUAUGGGAUGUUUUACAAGCAUUUCAUUGUAAAUAUCUACCAGAAAUAUCAUUAUUUAAAACUAAACUAGAGUCAGAUCUGAAUAUACUAAAAGGUCGUCAAUAUUCAAGUGGUGGAUUUGGUUAUUGGACAAAUCGAAAUGAUUCUUACGCUAAUCCAUUUAUGAGUGUACAUAUUGCACAUUGUUUAGCUGUUGUUGUGAAUAAAAAGGUAUUUUAUGUUGACAAGACUAUGCUGAACAAUGCACUAAAAUAUCUUGGAAAUAUUGAACCUGAAAUUAAUCAAUUAUCAUACACUAAAUAUUGGUCUCAAAUAACUCGAUUUAGUUUGAUGAGUUAUGCAUUAUAUGUAUGCGCAAAACAUCUUCAAAAUGUGGCUGAUGAAGCUUCACAAUUAUUUAAGCGAAGUGGAUUUGAUAAACUUAGUUUAGAAGCAUUAGGAUGGUUAUUAGUAGCAUUAUCUAUGAAUAAAAAUACUCAUAACAAUCAAACAAUCGAAACAAUAUAUAAACAUUUAAAAGAUAAAGUAAGUGGAACAAGUGAAACAGCUUAUUUUAUUACAUCAUAUGGUCAUGAUGGUCAAUCAGUUAUGUUACAUUCAAAUCAACGAACAGAUGCCAUAUGA
Rotaria sordida is the source of this 1185-nucleotide messenger RNA. The record is from the annotation of a GenBank genome assembly. Lineage: Eukaryota; Metazoa; Rotifera; Eurotatoria; Philodinida; Philodinidae.